ACCAAGAAAAUUGGUCGAACUUUAUCAAAAAAAAUCUGAUUGUAAUUUGUAAAUAAUUGAUCAAUUUUAAUUUUAGUUAGUAGAAAUAGAUCUAAGAUUUAAUUUAUAAAAUUAUUAAUACGCUAAAUCAUUUCGUUUAUUUUUCUUCAUAUAUUUUAAAAUGGUCCGUACUUGCAAUGAUUUUCAACAAGUACAACCUCAGUUUAAAUUUGGAGUAUUAGCUCUUCAGGGGGCUUUCCAAGAACACAUACAUAUGUUACAAAAUAUUUCACAAGUUUCUUCCGCUAUACCUAUACGUAAAGCAGAACAACUAGAAACAAUUGAUGCUUUAAUAAUACCUGGUGGAGAGUCAACUACAAUGGCCUUAAUAGCCGAACGUAGUGGGUUAAUGGAACCUCUUCGGAAAUUCGUGCGUGACGAAAAACCUACUUGGGGUACAUGCGCCGGUAUGAUAUUAUUAGCUAAUGAAGCCAAUAAAGUUAAGAAAGGUGGACAAGAUUUGAUAGGUGGACUGAAUAUCACGGUUAAUCGAAAUCAAUUCGGCAGCCAAAUCGAUUCAUUUGAAUCGUUAUUACACAUUAAUCACAUUACAACUUCAUCAGAUGAUUUAUUUCCCGCUAUAUUUAUUCGCGCUCCAAUCAUUUCUUCAAUUAACUCAUCUAAUGUAGAAGUUCUUGCUCGAUUGGAGCAUGAUAUAGGUGAAACGGAUGCUUCUUCAAUUGUAGCUGUUAGACAAGGUAGUCUGUUAGGUACAGCUUUUCAUCCUGAAUUAACAAAUGAUGAUCGUAUACAUAAAUAUUUUGUACAGCUCACUCAAGAUCAUUAUAAUACUGGGAAAGGAAGGAAUGAGUAAUUUUCAACAUUAAUUUCUUAGAAUAAAAGCAAAUUCAUAUUACUAUUGAUUAAUAAAAAAACAUUUUUUGUAUUUUAAAAAAAAGUUCAUUCAUUAU
This is a messenger RNA of Rhizophagus irregularis DAOM 181602=DAOM 197198, 950 nucleotides long. RefSeq lists its product as uncharacterized. Gene Ontology annotation, biological process: pyridoxal 5'-phosphate biosynthetic process; pyridoxine metabolic process. Lineage: Eukaryota; Fungi; Glomeromycota; Glomeromycetes; Glomerales; Glomeraceae. Gene Ontology annotation, molecular function: glutaminase activity. The record is from RefSeq and is a predicted model, not a curated record. Gene Ontology annotation, cellular component: glutaminase complex; cytosol.